Messenger RNA from Engraulis encrasicolus (European anchovy), 5501 nucleotides. It is a transcript of the gene slc7a2, whose product is annotated as solute carrier family 7 member 2. Gene Ontology annotation, cellular component: plasma membrane. The transcript is spliced from 12 exons. Gene Ontology annotation, biological process: L-arginine import across plasma membrane; L-ornithine transmembrane transport. Lineage: Eukaryota; Metazoa; Chordata; Actinopteri; Clupeiformes; Engraulidae. The coding region runs from base 274 to 2202 and encodes 642 amino acids. Gene Ontology annotation, molecular function: L-lysine transmembrane transporter activity; L-ornithine transmembrane transporter activity; L-arginine transmembrane transporter activity. The record is from RefSeq and is a predicted model, not a curated record.
GUAUUUGAGUUGUGAGGAGGGAAGAGAAGAGAAGGGAAGUGAACGGAACCUGAGACUCUUGAGGUCUUUACAUAGAUUGAGUCUUUUGCGUGACCCACAUGUUACUCUGAGUGAGUGAGUGAGUGAGUGAGUUGAGUGGGGUGAACACCCGAGGGGGAAGAAGAAAGAAAAAAAAACUUGAAGUUGCAUUUCAAGAACUCUAUAUUGCAAGUCUUGCAGAGCUGAAUUUGCACCCCCCACACCAUCACACACCCAAUCUCACCAUCUCCCAAGAUGUUGUCCCACAUGCUCUCUUUCGGCCGCUCGCUGGUUCGGCGGAAGGUGGUGGACAUGGACGCGCUGGAGGACUCCAAGCUGUGCCGCUGCCUGGGCACCGUCGACCUCAUCGCCCUGGGCGUGGGCAGCACGCUGGGCGCCGGCGUCUACGUGCUGGCCGGCGAGGUGGCCAAGGGCAACUCGGGGCCCAGCAUCGUCAUCUCCUUCCUCAUCGCCGCGCUGGCGUCCGUCAUGGCCGGCCUGUGCUACGCCGAGUUCGGGGCGCGCGUGCCCAAGACGGGCUCCGCCUACCUGUACAGCUACGUCACCGUCGGGGAGCUGUGGGCCUUCAUCACCGGGUGGAACCUCAUCCUGUCCUAUGUGAUCGGUACCUCUAGUGUGGCACGAGCGUGGAGCGGCACGUUCGAUGAGCUCAUCGGGGGCCACAUAGAACAGUUCUGCAAGACCUACUUCAGGAUGAACUCUCCCGGGCUCGCCGAGUACCCCGACUUCUUUGCCGUGUGCCUGAUCCUGCUCCUCUCAGGCCUGCUCUCGUUUGGAGUGAAGGAGUCAGCUUGGGUCAACAAGGUGUUCACCGCCGUCAAUGUGCUGGUUCUCCUCUUCGUCAUCAUCUCCGGCUUUGUGAAAGGAGACUCCGCCAACUGGAGCAUAUCAGAGGAGUCUCUCGUCAACGUCACCAUCAUCAGAAGAAAUCUGUCUAUCAUGGACAAUGUCACCAGUGAUUACGGUGCGGGUGGAUUUCUGCCCUAUGGCUUCAGUGGGACGCUUGCUGGUGCUGCGACUUGCUUCUAUGCAUUUGUUGGCUUCGACUGCAUCGCAACAACAGGCGAGGAGGUAAGGAACCCCCAGAAGGCUAUCCCCAUUGGCAUCGUGGUGUCCCUCCUCAUCUGUUUCUUGGCCUACUUCGGGGUGUCGGCGGCGCUCACCCUGAUGAUGCCCUACUACCUGCUGGACGAGAAGAGCCCCCUGCCCGUGGCCUUCGAGUACGUCGGCUGGAGCCCCGCCAAAUUCGUGGUGGCCGUGGGCUCCCUGUGCGCCCUCUCUACCAGUCUGCUGGGCUCCAUAUUCCCCAUGCCACGUGUAAUCUAUGCUAUGGCUGAGGAUGGGGUGCUUUUCAAAGCGUUAGCCCGAAUCAAUCCUAAGACGAAGACCCCGCUUAUUGCUACAAUGAGCUCCGGUAUAGUCGCAGCAAUCAUGGCUUUCCUGUUUGACCUGAAGGCCUUGGUAGACAUGAUGUCCAUUGGCACCCUGUUGGCUUACUCUCUGGUGGCUGCCUGUGUCCUCAUUCUCAGAUACCAGCCCGAUGGUUGUGGAGGAAAGAGCAAGGGGAACAGCGACAGGGAAGCGGAGGCUGAGUCCGAGCUGACCGAAUCGGAGUCACACCUCAACAUGCUGAACAAGGAGGGCGGACUGACCCUCAGCUCCAUCUUCAAGCCCUCGCUCCUGCCCACCGAGCAGACCUCCACCGUGGUCAACAUGAUGGUCGGAGUCAUAGUGGUGUUGGUCUGCAUCAUCAGCGUGAUAACCACACAUUACCAAGAGGCCAUCGUUGCCAUGGCAGCCUGGGCCCUCGGCGCCUUGGCGGCAUCGUUCGCUGUCUUCAUCAUCUGUGUCUUCAUCAUCUGCAAGCAGCCUCAGACCUCACGCAGGGUCUCCUUCAUGGUGCCCCUGUUGCCCUUCCUGCCCAUCCUGAGCGUGUUUGUGAACAUAUACCUCAUGGUGCAGCUGAGCGGAGACACCUGGGUCCGCUUCGCCAUCUGGAUGGCAGUGGGGUUCCUGAUCUACUUUGGCUACGGCAUCUGGCACAGUGCGGAGCACAAGCGUGAUAGGCAGAGCUGCGGCAGCCUGCCAGAGAAGGAUCCCGCCAUCAACAAGGAGGCUAGCAACGAGAAGUUCAUCCACCCAGACAAGACCAGCCACUGCUGAGGCAAGCUGAAGACAGGCGAGAUGCCUGGCCUGAUGAACCCCCAUGUACAGUCACACCAUUUUUUUUAGAAGAAGAUGAAUCGCCAACUCGUAGUCUUAGCCACAAACAGACAUUCUGAAACAGCCUUAACGAGGCUACCGUCAGACCUUUUUUCUCGGAGGACCUUUCUCCUGAUGUUAUGUGCCUUUCUUGUGUAGAAAAUGCCGACAGGUGUUGUUUGGUCCCCCCUGACGAAGCUCUAUGCGUGGACUUGAUCCAGCGAAUGCAACUAGGAGACAGGCAGGCACGUUCUGUGCGUGGAUGGGAUGGAGUGGUGGUUUGUGUGGUAUAAGGGGAUCACGCAAGCAAUGCCCAUUUUCUCAGCGUAUGAUUGAGGAUGAGGAGAUGUUUGUUUUUUUAAAGUCUAUUAUGAGCUUUUGUGUGGGUUCCAGACAGUGAUGUCGGAGCCAUUUAGGAGCUAGUUUUUAAGGUGAGAGAACACAUUUUGUAUGAAUCUUAGCUAACAUUUACUAGCCUUUCCUUCUGUCUGACGAGGCAUCAAGAGCUUAUGUGGACCUGGCCACUGCACUGUGACCUUAAAAGCUUUGAUUCAUGGGAUCAUAUGCUCGCUCUCUGUCACUGUGUCUUAUAAGUUACAUAUGAUAAGAUAAUGAAUGGACAGUCUGAAGACUUGACUAGAAUAACGCUGCUGUACGAAGCAUCUUCUGCCUGCUCUUGUUAGUCUUAGCCACUGUGUUAAAAAUAUCCACCUCCACCCUCUUCAUUUAAAGCUCAUGUAUAUUUUGGGCAACGAUGGUGUAGUGGGUAGAGAUAUGACGUUGUGUAGCACAUGUUAGCGACUUGAACUUGAGCGACUCCAAAGCAGUAGCCUACAGGUUGAACGUGUAUGCCGCUCUAGACCUUUUUGAGCCAACUAGGGACAGCUUGACACUCUCUUUCCAGAUUGUCAGAUUGGCAGCCAUGUAAAAUGUAGCUGGUAUUUUGAGAAACUGGCAGAAGUGCCUUUUAUUUUGCUCGUAGCGUGUAUAGCGCUUCAAUGGACUCCACAGCCCAACGUCAAUUAGCUACUAGCACGAUUCCACAGUUCCACGCACAGUGAAUUUUGCCAUGUUAAUUCCAGCCUUAGAGAGUAGGACCAACUAGAAUAAAAAGUAAAUGUGACUCUAUAAGUGCAGUGAAAUAACAUUGUAAAAGGCUACUGAGGAACUUGAAGGCCCUCAUGGAGCCAUUAUGAUCAGUCAAGGAAUGCAUAAUGGCCAAUUACCAUGUUACACCAUCAAAGUACAUACAGUAACUUAUGCAUGUAAUGAAAUUAGAAUAUUUGAUCAAUAUUAUAAUUUGUCAUGCAUACUGUUUGUCAGGCGUGAAGUUUACACUCUACAUGUACGUACAUUAAUAUGGAUUGUAAUAUGGAAGUAGAUGGAAAAGCACCACUGUGAUACAUUUUCACUAAUCAUGAGACAACAUGCAAUGCAUCAUAUUUUUCACUAAAUUGAACCAAAAUGAGCAAAUGCAGUGUUGCGAGGUUGUAUUAACAAAUGCAUUGUGUUGAAAGUAUGCACAUUUAAAGGAAUUGUGCAGGGCGAUCAGCAUCAAAUAGAUAAGCCCGUCCUACUGUUUAUAAAAUUGUGCUGUCUAAUGCACUUUCCUUUAACAAUUUUUUGAAGGCAGCAUGGAUGUAAUUUCGUCAGUGCUGCCCUCUGUACAUUCAAAAUCAUAUAAAGCCAUCUGGUAGGCCUGCUAUAUAAGCAAUAGAUGAAAUAUUCUUCUGGACCUAGCCUAGUAAACUAGCCCUACCCGCCAGCGGCCGAAAUUAUUUUUGCCUGCGUGUGGGUCUAGCCUCGGACAAUGCCCCAGGCGCUGAAACUGGCUGGCCAAUCAAAAUGCAGCAGACUUGUUUUGAAUCUUUGAAUGCAAUGCGGACGGGGUUUUGAGGGUGUGACGACAAAGUCUUGGCCAAUAGGCACAGACACAGUUUGAAAAACAACAGGGUUGCUUCCAUCAACAAUCUCUCGAUGUGUCAUUCAUCGAGGCCAGACAAAAUUACACAUUUAAUCUCACAUUUAGUCUGGUUUGUCAGGCUACUUCUGGACCAAUAAAGUAAAGGUAUCUCUACUCUUCUACUGCUAGUACUACUAAAAGCCUCCUGUGCUGCUGUCAAGCUAGUGUAAAACGUAGACCUGUACCUUGAUGCCUGCCUGCUGGGAUGACUUGUUAGACGGUGGCAACCGUCCCGUUUUGGACACACUGAAAAAUGUUGUUGCUGAGCAUGACCUUCAUUGCUGAAGAGGUGUGGUUUCCUGUUAGUCAAGCGAGAUAUAUACUGUAUACUGCAGCUAUUCUGCAACAUGACAUGCGACAACUAGUAAAUACACAUAUCCUGACCUUUCACGUUUGCGUCUAAAUAUGUAUCACUCGUACGUAAUAGCGUCUAAGAUAUCAAGUUCUAAUCAUAUUUCAAUCCAACCAUGCAGGAACUACCAAGGAAAGCGGCCUGUCGUAUUAUGGCUCACUAGCGCCCCACUACUCUGACCUUUCGUGCCAAAAAAGUGGGUCAUGGACCAGUUCCUAAUCAUCAUCCAAAUCCUAAUUAAUGUGGCCUUUUGGCAUCGUUGAGAGUGCAAAAUCCUUGACCGCGUAUUUAGGUCUUUCAAGGUUGUGAGUUAAGUAGCAACCACGCAUUCCAGGGGCCUCAUGUACAAAGCUUGCUGACGCAAAACAAAACAAAAAACAGAAAAAAGCUACGUACAAACUUCUCAUGCAAGCAUUCUGACUUAAAUCUGACUUAACUGGGUCAUCGUGAGAAUUUGCAUGUGCGCUGAAUUUCAAGCUAAAUAGGAUGUACCACUAGAGUGUACAUAAAAACCUGUUUACGCAUGGAUCGAAGCAUCUGAAUUGACAUAGUUACAUAUUUAUCUUUGUUGCACAUUUUAACAUGCGCAAAGUGUCAGUAGGAAAUCAGUACGUGAGGCCCCAGUGGCGUAGCCCCUUAAUGCACGCUGUACCUCCAGUGGCACGCUGUAGUAGUCAUUGAAAAGUUAACUACCAUAGUACUACAGUACUAUGACAUACCACAGGGCCUUUAGUAAUACACUAUGACUUGGUCAUUGCCAUUCUGAUAACAGCAAAUUUAUAACGCCGUGCCUUAAGGGGUUAAAGUUUAAUGCAGCUUAUGAUGAUUGGCCAGUCACCUAACCUUUCUCCAUAGUGUUUUUGUUUGUUUGUUUGUUAUUUUGCGUUUUGUUUUUGUUUUCAUGUAGUAGAAUGACUUAGAGCACUGACCGGCUGACAUGAAUAC